Messenger RNA from Anolis carolinensis (green anole), 2615 nucleotides. It is a transcript of the gene fyttd1, whose product is annotated as forty-two-three domain containing 1. Lineage: Eukaryota; Metazoa; Chordata; Lepidosauria; Squamata; Anolidae. Gene Ontology annotation, molecular function: mRNA binding. Gene Ontology annotation, biological process: mRNA export from nucleus. The transcript is spliced from 9 exons. The record is from RefSeq and is a predicted model, not a curated record. Gene Ontology annotation, cellular component: nuclear speck. The coding region runs from base 163 to 1095 and encodes 310 amino acids.
AAGGCGUUGCCUCCCUACCGGCUAGAGGCCGCGACAAGGGCGCGUGCGCACUGCAGCGUCCACGCAUGCGCAGGAGAAGGCAAGCAAUAUCGCCUCACGGUUUUUUCCCUCUCGCUCUCGUUCUCUGUCUGGAGUGUUUGGCGAGAGGCCUUUCGAGCGGCCAUGAACGGCUUCGGCGGCGGGGGCAGCGCUGGCCUCGGUCCGCUCCGGAGCACCGGCAGCGAAACCGUAGAGAAGAUCGACAUGUCGCUGGAUGAUAUAAUUAAACUGAACAAGAAAGAAGAGCGGAAGCAGUAUUCCCCCAGGAUGCAGAGGGGGGUUCAACAGAACGGCACAUUCAGGACGAGGAUGACCAAGUGGGGAAUCCAGGACUACACAGGGUUUGGCAAGAACCGCUUGGGGCGCAGGAGGCGGCUGGCGGGAAAGAGGCGCCCCUACGCCGUCAAGACCGGACUGGCAGCUAGAAAAGCCUUAGGAGCUCACAAAGGCAUCAGCCCUCUCAACAGAUCACCUCUCAGCGAAAAGAACAUACAGCGAAAUUACUCAGUUUUGAAAAGGAAGACGACAAUUCAGAGACCGGCGGAGUUACAGAGGAAGCAAGGGGCCAUUCUUAGGAGGCCUACCUUGUUAAACAGAAGGCCUAAUAUACAGCCCCCAUCUGCCAGGAUUGGAAAUAAGUUAUACCAGCAGAAAGACACGCGCCAAGCAACUUUCCUCUUCAGGAGAGGCCUGAAGGUGCAGGCACAAGUACACCCUGAAGAGGAUCUCAAUGGCCAGAGCACAAAAAGAACUAAUCCAUGGCGAACAUCCACCACAAAUGGAGGAAUCUUGACUGUUUCUAUUGACAAUCCCGGCGCAGUCCCUUCUCCAAUUUCCUUGAAGCCAAGAAUAACCAGUACUCCCAUCCCGCCUUUUCUUAUGAAGAGGGACCAGUCAGAGGAGAAGAAAGUCCCAAAAGGAGUCCCACUGCAGUUUGACAUCAACAGUGUCGGGAAACAGACAAACAUGACCCUCAACGAGCGCUUUGGGAUCCUGAAAGAGCAAAGGACAGCCAUCUCUCAGAACAAAGGCAGCCGUUUUGUGACUGUGGGGUAGGGGCAUCAAAAGGACCCCAUCUUUUGAAACAGUGUGGGGUGUUUUGGACUUUGUCUCAAGAUGCUGACAAAUCUAAACUUUUUUUACUUCACUUUAAAUAAUUGGGGAGGAAACACGACCCUACGAUGAUAGUGGACCAUAAAAGCCAGAGCAUUCAGUACGCAGACUAAAUGGUGUCAAGGGGCAAAAACCAUCCAUAUUGCCCCAGCAAGGAGGGGAAAGGCAAAGAUGGUGACUUUUGAGUUCUUAAGCAGCCAGUGGGAUGUUGGGAGUUAAUUGGCCUUUGUCUCAUCUAUUGUCACAGAAUAGCAAGUGGUGUCAUUUUAUUGCUGCCAAAGUUUGACAUCAGCCUCUCAGUGAAGAACGUUGGCUCCUUCCUGCUGCUCAGUCAAACCACAAUGCGCCAUUUGGCACUGCACAAGCAAUCUGCAUCCCACCUGCCAUCACACUUUUUUGAGUGACCACCUUUUUGAGGCACAUACUUGAGGAAUCAACACAUUAGUUUAAUGUUUCAUCCCCUAGACACCAGUGUGUGCUGUAGGGAUUUUUUUUGUCUCUUUAAAACAAAGCAGACUGUUUGCUUUUGAACCCACAAGUGGAAACUCUGCUCCAGCAAUGAUUUUGUGUUCCUGGGUGCAUUAUAUUGUUUGUUACUGCAUUGUGUUGUAGAAACGUGCACUUGUUUUGUGGCUCCGAUCCUUAGCAGUCAUGUCAACAGGCUCAGUAUGUAAAUGGGGUUGAGGAGACCUUCCUGUUGUUGGAAGUGAGGGAGUCGACAUAUCAGCAAACCCUCAAACCUUUAUUUGUGCUGGGAUUCUGAAUUUGGAAGAACCUGGAUUAUAACUUUUAGGAUCCAUACAAGGCUUUAUCUCCUUGAGUUUGCAAUCCAGACGAAGGGCCAACGGCUUGAGUAUUGCUUCCCAUUACAUCACUAGGUGAAGAAAUCAGCACGGUUUGCUCAGCGUCAGAAACCUGAUGUGUAUGUGACACAGUAUCUGUUCUUUCCCUUUUCUAAACACAGUCCUAAAUAUUUCACUUACCAUAGAAGUUCAAGACAGAAACUUCUGUGGUGCAAGUGAGGCCACCUUUAGAGCAGUUCAAGACAGUCCUCCGCCUGUAAUUAGUAUUCAGAUCCUUCUGUUUUUAAUUAUUAUUAUUUUGAAAUAUAUUCAGCAAAUUUGCAAUGGAAAAAAACCACAUUUGGAAUAUUAAAGGUUUUUUUAUGUUUUGUUAGUAGGAAUUCUGUUGAAGAAAUCUAUUAGAAUUGAAGUAGAUGGUAUGUUAAUGAGCAUCCUGCGUUUGGUUUCUACCAGGAUGCAGUUUAAGAGAAAGGAAAAUAAAAACCCUUUUGCAUCACCAUGGAUGCAAAACAUUGAUGCAAUGCAUCUCGAGAAAGCUAGUUUGUAUUUAAGGAGAAUAUGCUUUAUGCUGUACCUUUUGGUAUUUUUUUUGAGAAGUUAAUACAUUUGGAUCUAUUCUAAAGCUGUUGAACUUUUUGAAAAUAAAAAUGUUACAAGGUU